Molecule: messenger RNA, 846 nt
Organism: Lethenteron reissneri (Far Eastern brook lamprey)
Lineage: Eukaryota; Metazoa; Chordata; Hyperoartia; Petromyzontiformes; Petromyzontidae
Product: glucagon family neuropeptides-like
Biological process (GO): adenylate cyclase-activating G protein-coupled receptor signaling pathway; regulation of protein localization
Cellular component (GO): extracellular region
Molecular function (GO): peptide hormone receptor binding; neuropeptide hormone activity
Source: RefSeq, a predicted model, not a curated record
GCCAAGCGGGUGAACGCCUCGAUGACUCCACGCGUCCGCUCUCGCUGAAGUUUCGCGUGGACACGAUUAGCCAAAUAAGCACACACACACAGCAGCAGGAGUGGCUUGUGUCCUAGAGCCGUGGACAGCGGUCCCGUACCACGACAUCAGCAGCAUCGGCAUCGUCGGGUGACGUUAAGGUGGGAUGGCGCCUGCGCUGUGUGCCCGAUGGACGCAGGAGCCCCCAAGCCCCCCACCUCCCGCGCCCGGUGGCCGCGUCAUGGCACGCGGAGGCGCGUGCCGCUCCGCGUUGCUGCUGCUGCUGCUGGGACUCGUCGCGUGCGCCAGCCCGCACCCCUGGGCGGCCCCAACACCCACGGACUCGACGCGGUCGGAGCGCCACGCGGACGGGCUGUUCACGAGCGGUUACCGCCACGUGCUCGGCCAGAUGUCUGCGCGCAGGUACAUGGACGGGCUGGUGGCGGCACGCCUCGGCUACGCCAUGAAGACGAGCGAGCCCGUGCUCGGCAAGCGCCAGGCUGAUGCCAUCUUCACCAACGGCUUCAGCCGCUACCGGCACAAGCAGGCGGCCAGCAAGCUGCUGCUGUCUCUGCUCGAGAGCCGCCGCGGCCGCAAACACAGCCUGCUCCUCGACAACCCGCCGCCCGUCUACGGGUCCAGCGACACGGGCGAGUUCCAGAAGCUCAAGGAAUUCAUACAGAUCACGCUGCAGAUGUCGGGAAUGUAAAACCCAGGAUGUGCCUUGCCGAACACUCAGACCGGAGGAUAACACAACAACAAAAUAACAUCAUCAACAACAACAACAACCAGAGGCAUCAAACACCAGCAGCAGCGCUGCGCGGCUGU